UCCGGACACUCCAGCCCGUCCGGCCCUUCCCCUCCCGGGCAGGGAGCGGGGCCGCACCGACAAGAUGAUCGAUACCCCGGCGAGCGGCGGCGCUCGGGACCCGGCGCUGGAGCUGCCCGCGAUGCUGGAGCAGGAGCUGCGGGCCCAGCCCCGCGCCGCCGGGCUCCGGCUGCUCGAGGCUGCCCACGACAAUGGGCUGCGAAUGACAGCACGGCUGCGAGACUUCGAGGUGAAGGAUCUCCUCAGCUUGACUCAGUUCUUUGGCUUCCACACCGAGACGUUCUCGCUAGCCGUGAAUUUCUUGGAUAGAUUCUUGUCAAAAAUGAAGGUACAGCCUAAACACUUGGGCUGUGUUGGACUCAGCUGCUUCUACUUGGCUGUGAAGGCAUCAGAAGAAGAGAGGAAUGUGCCCUUGGCCACUGAUUUAAUCCGAAUCAGCCAGUAUAGAUUCACUGUUUCUGAUAUGAUGAGGAUGGAGAAAAUCAUACUGGAGAAAUUGGGUUGGAAAAUCAAAGCUAUAACUGCCUUCCAAUUUCUACAGCUCUAUCAUUCAUUCAUUCAUGAGAAUUUAAGCUGUGAAAGGAGAAAAUACCUUAAUUUUGAGAGACUUGAGACCCAGCUUAAGGCCUGUUACUGCAGAAUCAUGUUUUCUAAAGCUAAGCCUUCUGUCUUGGCACUGUCUAUUUUGGCACUAGAGAUAGAAGAACAAAAACUGCUGGAGUUGACAGAGCCAUUGGAAUUUCUACAGUUACAUUCCAAGAUAAGCAACAGAGAAUUGACCUUCUGGAAGGAGCUAGUGUUGAAGUGCCUUAGAGAAUAUUCCUCAAGCAAGUGUUCCAAACCAAAUGUGCAGAAAUUAAAAUGGAUUGUGUCUGGACGUACAGCUCGGCAGCUUAAACACAGCUACUACAGAAUAGCACACCUUCCUACCAUUCCAGAGACCACCUCAUAACAGGAGUACAAUAAAAUUGGAAGAUCAUCCUGUGAUCUUGUCAACAGGCACACAGAUAUCUGAGAAACAGUCUGAACCAUGAUCUUAAUAAUGAAGAGCUCAACUCAUGGAAAGAACAUGUAACACUUCAGACUAAAGAUCCUUCUAGCAAAUACCAGUUCUUUUCAUGAUGAA
This is a messenger RNA of Melozone crissalis (California towhee), 1126 nucleotides long. It is a transcript of the gene CCNG1, whose product is annotated as cyclin G1. Gene Ontology annotation, molecular function: cyclin-dependent protein serine/threonine kinase regulator activity. Gene Ontology annotation, biological process: regulation of cyclin-dependent protein serine/threonine kinase activity; mitotic cell cycle phase transition. Gene Ontology annotation, cellular component: nucleus; cyclin-dependent protein kinase holoenzyme complex; cytoplasm. The record is from RefSeq and is a predicted model, not a curated record. The transcript is spliced from 7 exons. Lineage: Eukaryota; Metazoa; Chordata; Aves; Passeriformes; Passerellidae. Bases 65 to 952 code for a protein of 295 amino acids.